Messenger RNA from Penicillium griseofulvum, 2607 nucleotides. RefSeq names its product Alkaline phosphatase-like, alpha/beta/alpha. Bases 1 to 2607 code for a protein of 868 amino acids. Lineage: Eukaryota; Fungi; Ascomycota; Eurotiomycetes; Eurotiales; Aspergillaceae. The record is from RefSeq and is a predicted model, not a curated record. The transcript is spliced from 3 exons.
AUGUCCAUCUUUGCCCUCUUACCAGCUUUGUCGCCCUUCCUUUUCUCUGCUCUCGUCGUGAGUGGCCUCGCCUCCAAGGCUUUACAUAUUGCGCUACACUUUCAGUCAUUACCGUUUCUCUAUUUCGUCCUCUACUCGCCUACCCUUAUUCUUCCGGAUGUCUUAGUUAUCAUCUUCGUGCGAGUCUUGUUACGCUUUCAUACGCCAGAAAGUCGAUGGCAAUGGCUCUCGACUGGAUUGGGAGGGGCACUGUCCUUGAUCACAUGGGGUGCUUCUUCUAUCCAGUUUGGGUUCUUUAUGCAGACCGGUGCCGAGGUCGCCUGGGCAGCUGGUGGUAGCUUCCUAAGCGAUCCGGCGGCGAUGAAAAUUCUCCUCAGCGGUAUCUCAACUGUGUCCGCUGCGGCCACCGUUCUAGGAUUGGUGGCCUGGAUGGUUCAUUCGCAUUUGUACAACAUCACCGGUCUAGGCUUGCAGGCGAUCCGAGACCUCAAGUCGUGCAUGGCCUCGGUGGACCUCCGGUCGUUCCGCCGCAUUAUUCCCGCAGUCGCCGUUUGUGUCUCGCUCAUUUUCUUGGAAAUAACUAGGCCCGCUAUACCAUAUGAUCAUAUCUCCGGAGCUCUACCAUUGACACUGCUCGACGCUUUCCAGAAAAAGACAGCGACGGUGGAAGGAUGUCGCGAGCCCACCAGGCCAUUCCCUCUGAUGAUCACGGACGAUAAUGGGGUGUCGCGUCCUCAAUUCCAACCGGACUCGACGUUUGUGGAACAAUGGUCACGAGCUACAUGGCUUCCCGAAAAUCCGCCCCGAGGAUUCAGCCGCUGGGACCUCAGCCCGAGUGACCGUGCAGAGAAGGACAAUCAUUAUUCUUUUGUUUGCGCUAGUGAUCAGGGAUUCUACGACCCGAAAAAUGAUCCGCUAAUGAUCACAAAUUUGGGUGGCGAAAUUUAUGAGCCCCUCCAAAAGGCUUUCAAAGAGCACUCCGUUGAGGUCAACCACAUAGUGCUAUUAACACUCGAAAGUGGCCGCAAGGAACUUUUCCCCACACAGCAGGGUACCCCGUUGUUCGAUGGCCUAGUCGCGUCUCAUAAGAAGGAGAAAAUCAACGAGGCCAUUGAUCGUCUGGUCACAAUGACCCCGGUGGCUCAACAGCUGACAGGCGAGUACGCAACCGAUAGCAAGGGGAAGAAGGUCGACUUGAGCCACUCUCCGUGGCAGAACCCGCCACAAGAAGGUAUGGGAGGACUUAAUGUCCGUGGUGCCAUGACAGGUAGCUCCUUAACUUUCAAAAGUGUUUUGGGAAGUCACUGUGGUGUGAACCCUCUGCCGGUGGAUCUGCUAGAGGAGUCUCUGCUAGAAAUUUAUCAGCCAUGCUUGCCACAGAUAUUCGAUCUGUUCAAUCAAGGCAAGUCGCAAUCGGAGCAGCGCCGGGAGAACUCUUCGGAGAGUAAUUCUGCGGCUCUAAAGAACCCCUGGAAGUCUGUCUUCAUGCAAUCAAUUACGGAUGACUACGACCGUCAGGACGUGCUGAAUGAAAACAUGGGCUUUAAGCACAAGGUCGUCAAGAGUGAUCUAGUAUCACCGCAAGCGAAAUACAAAGCUAAGGGCGAAGAGAUCAACUACUUUGGCUAUGCGGAGACUGAACUGCGACCAUACGUGUUAGAUCUAUUCGAGGAAGCUGCAAAUAACAAAACCCGCAUGUUCUUUUCACAUGUGACUAGCACGACCCAUCACCCUUGGAGUACGCCAGAAGAUUUCGAGAAAGAGCCAUACAUGAGCGACCAGGGGAACAUCAACCACGACCUGAUGAACAACUACCUGAAUGCCGCCCGCUUCGUGGACAAUUGGCUUGGGGACAUUAUGACCAUGCUGGAUCAAACGGGGAUCGCCAACGAGACUCUAGUCGUUGUCGUUGGAGACCACGGCCAAGCCUUCGGCGAAGAUAACAAGGACAUGACCGGCACGUAUGAGAAUGGCCAUAUUAGCAACUUCCGUGUACCCUUGGUCUUCCACCAUCCGCAUAUGCCUCGAGUGGACAUCACCGCCAACGCAACCGCCCUCACCAUCGUCCCCACUAUUCUGGAUCUGCUCGUGCAGUCGAACUCCUUGGACGAGCGUGACUCCGAGAUCGCCUCUUCACUCCUCCCAGAGUAUCAAGGCCAGUCUCUCCUACGUCCCUUCCUCUCUUCUAUGGAGGAACCACACCACCGCCGUGACUCCCAUCACCAUCCCCACCCCGAUGAGCAUCCGGAGCACGAGCGAGAAGACACCCGGCACGGACCCCGGUCCCACCCAGCAGCCCCAGCCAAACGUCUUGUUUGGAAUAUCGGUCUGAUCAACGCUGGUGGCUCGAUGCUCUCCAUCAUGGCAGCCGAUGUCCCAUACCGUCUCAUCCUUCCGCUGAAGGAUGGAUUCGAGUAUACAUUCACCCACCUAGGCGACGACCCCGGUGAAACCCACUUCACCAAGGCAUGGACUCUUGAGGAGCUUAUCGAAGAGGUCGAGCCUAAAUAUGGCGCUGAGUCCGCUGAGUGGCUCACGAACGCCGAGCUAGUUGGCAAGUGGUGGGUGAGUGAACAAAAACGCAUUUGGGGUUACCGUGAAGCAUAG